AUGUUCUCCGGCCUCACACUGGGGUUUCUAUCGCUUGAUAAAGUUGGUUUGGAGAUCGUCAAGGCAGGCGCUAACGUUAAGCAAGCUAAGUAUGCGAAAAGGAUAAUACCAAUACGGAAGGAUGGCAAUUUGUUGCUAUGCACUUUACUAUUGGGAAAUGUUGCGGUGAAUUCGCUACUUUCUAUUAUUAUGGCCGACAUCACUGGUGGCCUUUUGGGCUUCGUCAUUUCAACUGCAGUUAUCCUGCUUUUCGGCGAGAUACUGCCGCAGGCGCUGUGUUCGCGUUAUUCUCUGAAAAUUGGCGGAUUUGCGGUUCCGGUAGUGCGAGUUUGCAUUGUCCUGCUAUAUCCGAUCGCUAAGCCUAUAGCAUUGGCGUUAGAUUGUAUUCUGGGUCGUGACGUUGGUACUAUACAUUCACGCUCGGAGUUAUUGAAGUUGUUGGCGAUUCAUGUCGAUGAGAAAGCCCUAGAUGACGAGACGGGCAAAGUGAUGCAAGGAGCUUUGAAGACUCUGCAUGAGAUGAAGGUCUCUCAGAUUAUGACGCCGGUUGAAGAUGUGUUUAUGCUGCCUAUAGAAGCAGUUUUGGACUACAAGACUGUUACUCAGAUUUUUCAAUGUGGAUUCUCUCGUAUACCGGUGUACAGUGGGACGAUGAACAAUAUCGUUGGGGUGCUCUUCACGAAAGACCUCAUUCUUGUGGAUCCGGACGACGCUACGCCACUAUCAGCAUUCCUGCAGAUCUUUGCUCGCUCUAUGGAAGUGCUUGAGGAGAAUCAGAGUGUUAGCAGUGCGUUCAGAAGGUUCAGAUCGGGUGGUAGUCAUAUGGGAUUGGUCAGAAAGUCCUCGAGUAUGAUGGAGAACGGUCGUGAUGAUCCUGAUAUUGAGCUCGUUGGGGUGCUCACUUUGGAAGAUAUUGUGGAGGAAAUAAUACAAGAAGAGAUUAUAGACGAAACUGAUGUAUACGUAGAUGUCGAUAAUCGUGUUGAAGUUCCUGGUGACCGUUCGGGCCUCAAUGAGCAGCGUCUUCGCUUGCUCAAUGCACAGCUGCUAGAGGAGCCGUUGACCGCUGAUGAGAUAAGAGCUCUAUCUCUCCAUUUGGUAAGUUUAAUCAACAAAUACCACAAUUGUCACUAA
Messenger RNA from Perkinsus marinus ATCC 50983, 1134 nucleotides. Its product is annotated as Magnesium and cobalt efflux protein corC, putative. Bases 1 to 1134 code for a protein of 377 amino acids. The record is from RefSeq and is a predicted model, not a curated record. The transcript has 9 exons. Lineage: Eukaryota; Perkinsozoa; Perkinsida; Perkinsidae. Gene Ontology annotation, biological process: magnesium ion homeostasis.